CCCCCCCCUGUCCUCUUGUCUUUUGCAGAAAGGGGAAGGAGGGAGGAUCCCGGACGGCUGCCAGCUGCUGACAAGAAGGCAGAUCCACGCACACACGCGCGCGCAGUCAGAGGAGUGGAUCGACACGCAGGACCAGUAAAAGUUGCCACAUUCGAGCCAACCGUCGACAUGCCUCAGUACUCGGACUUGGAGGGCGCCAUCAACACGCUGGUCACCCAGUUCCACUCGGCCUCGGCCGACAACGGCUCCACGCUAAAGGUGGACGAGUUCAAAGGCCUUCUGUCUUCUCAGCUGCCCAACCUGGCCAAGGGCUUCCUGACAGAACAGGGCCUGAGCGAGGUCCUUCGGAAGAUGGGCGUGGGCGACGGCGAGGGCAUCUCCUUCUCCCACUUCUGGAACUUGAUCCAGACUCUGGCCACCUCGCAGCACGGCCUCCUGGGCGGCAACAAGGGCACCUCGUGCAGCUGCGCCCUCCUGUGAACAAAAAAAUAAAUAAAUGGCUCGGAGGUUCCGGCCGGCCAAAUAAAUCCUCCUUGGAAAUGUAGACCCCACCACCACCACUGCAUCAUCAUCAUCGUCAGGUGUCGGGCCAAAUACAAAAAAGAUGACCCAAGCAUUCCAUUUUUCUACGCUAUCAUGUCGAUAUAACUUCCCCACCGUAUGUGGUGUAAUCAAAUCCAAAUCCAAAUCGGCUUUGGUAUUUUUCUCCUUUGUUCCAUUUUGUUAACCAACUAACCUUGUUCCACCGGGAAGGUGGGAUCGCCGGUGCUCGUAACCUGCACUCGAGUAGAAAUGAAUCCAUCGUGUCGGAUGCGUCCAAUUUAAUAGGUACAAAAGGCCAUACCCGCUCUAAUUAUUAACUCGCGUUCUUUUUUUUGUUUGUUUUCUUUUCAUGUAUAGUCGGGGUGUUGCCCAAAAGGCUUCUGUUUACUUCUUACAUGUCCUUUAUUGGCGCUCGGAUGAGAUCGGCGUUGACGAGAACCAGUUUUGUGAAAUCAUGUUGAAUAAAUUCACUCCUUGUGCACAAUUAA
Molecule: messenger RNA, 1031 nt
Organism: Hippocampus zosterae (dwarf seahorse)
Lineage: Eukaryota; Metazoa; Chordata; Actinopteri; Syngnathiformes; Syngnathidae
Gene: s100v2
Product: S100 calcium binding protein V2
Exons: 3
Coding region: 169-480 (103 amino acids)
Source: RefSeq, a predicted model, not a curated record